Sitophilus oryzae (rice weevil) is the source of this 1842-nucleotide messenger RNA. It is a transcript of the gene alpha-PheRS, whose product is annotated as phenylalanine--tRNA ligase alpha subunit. Gene Ontology annotation, biological process: phenylalanyl-tRNA aminoacylation. The record is from RefSeq and is a predicted model, not a curated record. Lineage: Eukaryota; Metazoa; Arthropoda; Insecta; Coleoptera; Curculionidae. Gene Ontology annotation, molecular function: ATP binding; tRNA binding; phenylalanine-tRNA ligase activity. Gene Ontology annotation, cellular component: cytoplasm; phenylalanine-tRNA ligase complex; cytosol.
UAUGAUAUGCUCUAUGGUUAAAUUUGGUUAAAUUUCUUUUUUUAUAAUUUCCAAACCGGCUGUAUUAAAUGGCCAACAUUUGAUGAUUUUAAUUAACAAUAUACUGAUAUAACCUUAGAUUUGAGGAUAAAACUUAUACAGAAUGGAUAAGAAAAUAUUAGAGUAUCUCGCUGAACGAGCUGAUCUGGGAUUUACACAUCCCAGACUGAACACGCAGGAACUGGCCAAAGAGUUUGGUGAAGAUCAUCAAAAAAUUGUUGGAGCUGUAAAUAGUAUAAAGGCACAUGGUGAUGGUAUUAUUGUUGAUUAUGGCAGAUCUGAAAGUAAAUUCGUGCUUACUGAAGAAGGGAAGGAAAUUAUUUUAAAUGGUAGUCAUGAAGCAAGAUUUUACCGCUCUUUACCGAAUUUUGGACUUUCUCUAAAUGAGGUAAUGAAAUUGCCUAGUGCAAAACAUGGAUAUGGUAAAGCGAAAUCAAAUGGUUGGGUUUUUGUAGAUGAAGAUAAUACUGUUCAGAGAGCACCCGAUGUCAUUAUUGUAGAUACCGUUGCUGCGGAUUUAAAACAAAUUGACGAAGGAUCUCACGAGGAUAUACCGAUGAAAGUAAUGAAAAUGUACAAAGCCAGAAAAUAUGUAAAAGAAAUAAUUGUAAAAAGCUUCGAUCUGACAAAAGGUCCUAAAUUCACUACAAAUUUAGUUAGGUUGGAAGCCGAUUUGACGGCCGAUAUGCUAGCAAGUGGUAGCUGGCAACAUCUAAAGUUUAAGGAAUAUAAUUUCGAUGCCUUAGGCGUGCCUUUAACUACAGGCUGUUUACAUCCUCUUCUAAAAGUGCGAACUGAAUUUAGACAGAUUUUCUUAGAAAUGGGCUUCACCGAAAUGCCCACAAACAAUUACAUUGAGAGUUCGUUCUGGAAUUUCGACGCCCUAUUUCAGCCCCAACAGCACCCGGCUAGGGACGCCCACGAUACGUUCAUAAAGGACCCUCAGUUUAGCAGUCAGUUUCCUGCUGACUAUCUGUACCGGGUGGCAACGGUGCAUAGUAAAGGGUCUUAUGGGUCUGAUGGCUAUGGUUAUAAAUGGAGCCAAGAAGAGGCUAAGAAAAACUUACUUAGAACUCAUACGACAGCUGUCAGUGCCAGAAUGUUGUAUAAAUUGGGUCAAGAGAAACAGUUCCGACCAGUGAAAUGGUUCAGUAUUGAUAAAGUAUUUAGAAACGAAACUCUGGAUGCCACUCACCUGGCUGAAUUCCAUCAAGUAGAGGGCGUUAUUGCUGAUCAUAAUUUAACUUUGGGCGACUUAAUUGGAAUUAUUAGUGAAUUCUUUAAAAAAUUAGGAAUAACAGAGCUGGAAUUCAAACCGGCAUACAACCCGUACACGGAACCCAGUAUGGAGAUCUUUUGUUUCCAUCCGGGACUGAAGAAAUGGAUCGAACUGGGGAAUUCCGGUCUUUUCCGACCGGAAAUGCUGCUUCCCAUGGGCCUUCCGGAUAACGUGAGGGUUAUUGCGUGGGGUUUGUCAUUGGAAAGGCCCACCAUGAUCAAGUACGGCUUCAAUAACAUUAGAGAUUUGAUUGGUCCAAAAGUCGAUCUUGAAAUGGUGCAGAAGAGUCCAAUUUGUCGUCUAAAUACAUAAGAGAAGCUUUAUCAUUAUUAUUAUUUAUCUUUAUCUAUUUUUUUUCAUAAAUUAAUAUUUAUAUCAAAAAUCAUGUUCGAAAAAGAAAUGUUAUUGAAAUUAAUUUUGUCAAACUUUCUUUUGGGGUAUUUAUAAUAAUGUUAAUUUUAUUUUUUUGGUCCAACCAUUGUAUGUUAUAGUUUGUUAUGGGUAAGAAUAAACUUUUUCUUGGA